Messenger RNA from Dacryopinax primogenitus, 2589 nucleotides. RefSeq lists its product as uncharacterized. Bases 1 to 2589 code for a protein of 862 amino acids. The transcript has 2 exons. Lineage: Eukaryota; Fungi; Basidiomycota; Dacrymycetes; Dacrymycetales; Dacrymycetaceae. The record is from RefSeq and is a predicted model, not a curated record.
AUGGCUGAAGCCGCUGCAUCACCAGCGGUCGAUGCAACUGGCUUAUCAAUCGACCUGGCUGUCGAUUCUAACAAUUUCGCGUGCUCUACUUGUCACGAACGUACUUCUAGUGAAGACAGAAGAACGUAUCGCGAUGUCGGUGUGCAAACGGACCCUCCUAGUCCACCAUUAACUCCACAACGCUUGUCUGUUUCUCCUAAUCUGAUUGACUUUUCUCCUUCCCCUCCUCGCACACCUCCUCGGCGAUCGACAACUUCUGUAUUGACUGCGAUCACUCCUCCCUCUCGGUCUACUACUCCCACUCCAUCCACUUAUUCGCUUCGUACUCCUACGAAACAACGCGCAUAUAGCCAGGUCGGUCGCGGCAGGCCUCGUUCCAAGACGCUGUUUGCGCUCGGCGAGGAGGAGCUGUUCAAUGCCGAUGCGGUGGAAGAACUACAAUUACGCUCUUAUAUUGGACAUCCACCUAGUAAGCUGCAUAUACCUCGCCCUCUCGAACAGAUGGACGACAACCAAGAUGUUUUUGCCGUUCAAUCAACUGAUCUUUCUCUCGCACUUGGACGACGCGUUGUCUCAAUGCCUACCACUGCUGACAGCGCUGUUCCUACGAAUUUUACGAGACCCCGUGCUGUGUCAGACAGUCUUGCUGCCCUUGCUUACGCGGCUGUUCUGCAAGAAGCGGAGAUGCUGCUGGAUAUGGAAGACGCUGAGGCUGCCCUCACUGGUAGAUCACUCUCUCAUGCGCGGGCCGCCUCAUUAGGGCUCUCUGACUCCAGCUCAUUGACGUCAAUGGAAACGGAUGAUGAUAGCGAAAGUCUUCCUACACCGAACUUGCACCGCGCCGCUCUAGAUAUCACUCUGGCGAAUUCGAUAACUUCUGAGAGUUUCUACAUGACUGACAAGCCUGGAGAGGACAUUGUGUUAGAACCUUCACCUCCAAAAGCGAUUCCAGCUCUGCAUGGCCCCCUCUCCCUUCCUUACGCGAGGUGUCCGUCCGGGGCCGAGGGCAUCAUUGUAGAAGAGCCGGCGACGCUGCAUCGAAUCGUCUGGGGACUUGAGCACGAACCCCCGAAGUCAGAACACCCGGCCGGUGACGGUGAAGAAAUAGGCAUGCCGCUUGCUUCGGAGGCCAAAUCAGAUAUUUUGCAGACUGCAAUUGAAGAGGUCGUUCAGGCAAUGCCCAAGCUUUGCGGCGUGGUGAAUAGUGAUGGGCUGGCUCGUCGGAGAGCGGCCGACUUAGCACCCCGGCGCAGAACGCUCUCAAGUCCAGCUACGCAUACUCCCACCAAGUCGAGCACCUCGAGCCCGAUUCGCUCGUCGUUACGUGCCAAUGCCCCUCCAUUCUUUCCUAGUGCUCCACAAAUGCGGCGAGUUACCAUCGAUCCAGCAAUUCUCUAUGUUUCUCCGCCGGGUGGCCUGCAAUCUCCUAUUAUUCUGGCGAGCGAUCGUCCAGGUGUACAGGCGAUGAAUGAUUCUCAAUGGACGCAACUGGCGGAGAUCAGAGCUCUCCCUUUUCAUGAAUUGCAUGCUCCUUCGUCCUACGAAAUUCCUAUCCUGCGUCCCCCUGCGCCGUGUUUCCCGAUCGUUGGUGUGCCAUACUCUGCAGAAAGCUUGAACCUACUACAACGCCUUACAAUGUCCCCUAACAAUAUCCAGUCAGCCCGCGAUCCCCGAUCCGAAUUAGGACAUGGACGACCCUCAACUCUGCUGUCCAGGAUGACAAAUACGAAUCCCAAUGUCGCCAGACGGGUUACACACAUAACGUCACGACCUCGGGCACAGAGUUCUCCCCCAGUUCCGGUCAAUCUGCAUCCAGUUUCUCACCUCACUUUCUCAGACGACAACCUUCCACCGCACAUUCCGGAAGAAAUUGAGAUAAUCACUACACCAGCUACUCCGGUUACCCCGAUUUCGCCAUACGUUCCCGCAAAUAUCGACCGAACCCUCCUCCAAGCCAAUGGGAUGGCACGUGCGGCAGCCAGAACAUGGUCUUUGUCGGAGCAAUCUGUACCGACUGCUCCCAUCACCACGCAGUCUGCCCCUCCGGUUGACUGGUCUUCGUCCUUCAAGACUUUUUGGAGAGAGCAACAGACUGUACGAGGACAAGAGCAACUGACUGAAAACUUGCUGGGAUCACCUAUCCGAGAGCAUAGUAGCCACGAACAUCAACUCACGCCUAUUCCACCUCGUCUCCCUUCUGCGCCGCGUUCAGUACCGAUGAAGCGACUGAUGACCCGUCUGAGCGGCUCGACCUCCCUACCCGCCCUGUCCGAGGUUGAGGAAAACAGUCUGGCUGACAGUCCGGCAAAGCGUUUCCCAUCUAGCAGCAGCGAGCCUAGCUCCCUUAGAGCCCCGAUCUGGCAACGUCCUCAAAGUGCGCGAAGGAACCCUUCCCCCUCUCGACUGAGCUUGGCCGCACAGACGAAGGCCGACGCAGAAGAAUCGGAUGAUGCUGACGUGUGGAUUGAGCGACUUCCAGCCGGUACCAACACUUCGACGACAUCCAACAGUUCGUCUUUGGACGAAGAAGUGAUCAUCUUCCAAGGCUGGAAGAACCCAAAAGGCAAAGGCAGGGGUGUCUCACCUUAG